Nanorana parkeri is the source of this 521-nucleotide messenger RNA. RefSeq names its product follicle stimulating hormone beta subunit (gene FSHB). The transcript is spliced from 2 exons. Gene Ontology annotation, molecular function: hormone activity. The record is from RefSeq and is a predicted model, not a curated record. Gene Ontology annotation, cellular component: cytoplasm; extracellular region. Gene Ontology annotation, biological process: G protein-coupled receptor signaling pathway. The coding region runs from base 2 to 385 and encodes 127 amino acids. NCBI's taxonomy places the organism in Eukaryota, Metazoa, Chordata, Amphibia, Anura, Dicroglossidae.
AAUGGAGAAGAUAAUUCUGUACGGGCUGGUUAUGUUCUGGAAUGUAAUUCUGUGCACAACCUGUGAGCUUUCUAAUAUUACAAUUGUGCUGGAAAAGGAGGAAUGUGGAGCCUGCAUCUCUGUGAAUGCCACUUGGUGCUCAGGAUACUGCCACACCAAGGAUCCAAAUUUAAUGUACCCACAUAAGUCUGAGAAGCAAGGUGUCUGCACGUACACUGAUGUCGUUUACGAAACGGUGAAAAUUCCUGGAUGUGCUGAGAAUGUAAAUCCGUUCUACACUUAUCCGGUGGCUAUCGACUGUCACUGCGGACGGUGCGAUUCAGAAACCACCGAUUGUACAGUGAGGGCUUUAGGGCCUUCUUACUGUUCUCUAAAUCAAGACUGAGUAAUAGAGAUUGUACUGUUAUACUUUCCAGACUGUCUUACACAUACCUGUCUCUCUUAUCAGCUGCAAUGCCUAAGCCUCUAACUAGGGUGGGACAACCAAAGCCCUUCAGCUGUUGAGGAACUACAAACUCUAG